Mugil cephalus (flathead mullet) is the source of this 2299-nucleotide messenger RNA. It is a transcript of the gene usp18, whose product is annotated as ubiquitin specific peptidase 18. Lineage: Eukaryota; Metazoa; Chordata; Actinopteri; Mugiliformes; Mugilidae. Gene Ontology annotation, cellular component: nucleus; cytosol. Gene Ontology annotation, molecular function: cysteine-type endopeptidase activity; cysteine-type deubiquitinase activity. The transcript is spliced from 10 exons. The coding region runs from base 160 to 1185 and encodes 341 amino acids. The record is from RefSeq and is a predicted model, not a curated record. Gene Ontology annotation, biological process: protein deubiquitination.
GAAACCUAUAAAACGAAAGUGAGCCCCGGUGAGGAUGUUUACCGUGAAGUGACAGCUGUGUUUUAAGGUCCACUGUGUCCAUUAAACCGAUCCGUGAAGCUGAGCAGGUCGAGUCUCAGAACACGGACCAACUCCGCGUCGUUUACUGAAGAAGAGGAAAUGAGUUCUUUUAGACGGUUACUGUUGGUAUUUUCCUCUAAGUGUGGUGACCACAGCCAUGUCGGAAUGAGAGGCCUACCCAAUGAGCAUCUGUCCUGCUGUGCCAACACGUUGCUGCAGACCCUUUCCGCUACCUGGGAAUUAGCAGACCUGCUGGAAAAGUGGGAACCGGCCGGUGUGCAAUCAGAGGGUGGUAAUGUCCCCCUCCAGCUGAAGCGACUCCUUGCGUCCAUGCGGAGCGACGACCCUCAGCCCGCCUCUAAUCGUGACUUCCUCCGAUGUCUGCACAGAAACCGCAUUCAGCUCAGCGUGCAGCAUGACGCUGAUGAGGUGUUCCUCUCCAUUCUGAACUUCAUGCAACAGCAGAUGGACAACAAAGCUCUGGCUGAUGAAAUCCAGAAUCUGUACAGGAUUUCAGUGGAGACCCAGCUGCAGUGUUUAUACUGCACCUCCAUCCAGACUCAUGGGAGCUUCUUGCUCAGCCUGCCUCUGCAUAUAAAGGAGGAUCACAACUCUCUGGAAGGCUGCAUGAAGUCCUUCUUUGAGCAACAGGAGCUAAAGGACAUGAACAGCUGCUACUGUACAAAGUGUGAAUGCAAGACUCCAUCCAAACAGGGUGUCAAACUCCUCUCCUUGCCUCCUAUCUUGUCCAUUCAACUCAAGCGAUAUCGGAACAUGCGUGGUUCCACCAGGAAGCUUGACUGCAAAGUCACUUUUCCCGAAAGCUUUAACUUCUCUGAGAUGGUUCCAGAAGCAUUUUCCGCAGGGUUUGCUCAGGAUGACUGCAGGUACACUUUGUAUGCAGUUGUGGUGCACGCUGGAUAUGCAGCGUUUGGGCACUAUACAGCCUACGUUCACAACGCGGUGAAGAACUGCUGGUACUACGCUGAUGACUGCAGUGUGCAGCCGACCUCUUGGGAAAAAGUGCGGAAAACAUACGGAGGACGUGACGGGGGCACAGCCUACAUGUUGAUGUACAGAAGAGGUUCAAGAGAGGACAGACAACAACCUGAUUUCUCUGGCUGAGAUGAUGGAUCCAAAUGAAUCAGCAGUCAUAUAGGAACAUGGGAGCUUUUGUUUUCUUGCACUAAUUCAUUGUAAUUGUUGAUUUUAUUGUACAUGGUGAAAAUCUUAUUUAUUAUAUGCCUUAUGUAUAUCAUUAUUAUUAUUAUUGAGCACUUUGAGAAUGUGACCCGACACAGUAAUUUGUGCCAAGGACCAGUAGGUGGCGUUCAAGACUCAAAGCAUGGAGUGUUUUCCACUCUGGGACCACACACACUGUCAGUGAGACUGGGGGGUGGGUUUGAAGAGAAGGCUUUGCUUAGAUAUUUACUGUUUUGGGGGAAUACCUGCAAUAGGAAUCAAUGUUCAGUUUACUUGACAGUCUAGGGCCAAAUCAUGAAAUAACUAGUUUCAAAUAACAAAAGCAAUAACAAAUCUGAUUUAAUGUGUUGUAUUUUCCUGCUACCUGCUUUAAUGCUAUUUUUAAAAACAUAUUCGAAAUGACAUGCAAUACUUUUUUUCAUGCAUUUGCUGAUGCACAAACCACAUCCAUGUCACACGUUGGUGUCGUACACACAUGCAGAAAACAAUGAGGGGGACCAUCUCACAAUAAAACCUACGCCAGAACGUUGCAGUUGCAGUCACGACGCGUAAAUGUUCGCCUCUAAAGCCUCUAACUGGGGCCUCUAAAGUUCCCACUCGUGUGGCCAAGAGUUGGGGGACCGUGUGAAAUGGUGCCUAUGUGCUGCAGAGCUGACAGAAUGGAACAUGUCUGCACAGUGCCAGAGGCAGCGGGCCUCAUGCUUAGUCAUCUCGAUGCCGUAUAGCACGGUACGCAGCUUUCUGUAUGGGGGUAUCUCCUUCCCACAUUCAGAGCACAGACCAGGGAUAGACGUCUGUGUCGUCUUGAUCUGAGUCAGCCAUUUUGCAUUGUGUUCAUGACGGGUGAUCAUAAGUCUUCUUCUGACUGGUGCAAAAGCUGACAUUGGAUAUAGUCCCAGAAGAGUAUUGUCCUACAAGUACCAUCAUGCACUGUUUUGGUCUGUAAUGUAACACUCAGAUAAUUGGUUUCAAGCUGCUAUAAUCAUUAUUAUUUUACAUAUAUUGACAAUAUAGGAAAUAAAGUGAGAAAUACUAA